UUCUUCACCGACCUGUGGACCUCCGUCUUCACCCCCGGCCCAACACCCACCCUCCUUAUCGCCACCAACGCCACCUUCGCCGCGCUGCAGCUCGUCCUCCUCGCCCUGCUGGUAGCCACGUACAGCGUGCACUUUGUCAUUCUCAGCUUCCUUUGCGCGGGGCUUUGGUGGAGUAUCAACUGGUUUGCGGCGGAGGUGCUGCGGGCGCAGGCGGAAGGGGAG
Neohortaea acidophila is the source of this 222-nucleotide messenger RNA. Its product is annotated as ER protein Pkr1-domain-containing protein. The transcript has a single exon. Gene Ontology annotation, cellular component: endoplasmic reticulum membrane. Gene Ontology annotation, biological process: vacuolar proton-transporting V-type ATPase complex assembly. NCBI's taxonomy places the organism in Eukaryota, Fungi, Ascomycota, Dothideomycetes, Mycosphaerellales, Teratosphaeriaceae. The record is from RefSeq and is a predicted model, not a curated record. The annotation marks the transcript as partial.